Messenger RNA from Anopheles funestus (African malaria mosquito), 1643 nucleotides. RefSeq names its product venom serine carboxypeptidase. The record is from RefSeq and is a predicted model, not a curated record. The coding region runs from base 138 to 1571 and encodes 477 amino acids. Gene Ontology annotation, molecular function: serine-type carboxypeptidase activity. The transcript has a single exon. Lineage: Eukaryota; Metazoa; Arthropoda; Insecta; Diptera; Culicidae. Gene Ontology annotation, biological process: proteolysis.
GACGGUUGCGGCGUAAGCAUACUAGUCAGUGCGGAUCAGUGUUCUUUGUACGUUGAAGGAGUAGCAACUGCGGUCUCCUGCUACGUUGUGGUUGAUCUAAUUGUGACCAAGCGCCUUGUUACAGCUUGUUCAGCGCCAUGUUGUUUGUUUCGUGUGCCCUACUCCUGUUGGGAUUAUGGGAUAUAACCGUGAUCGAAGCGAAGCGAUCGUUCAUCAAUCCUUAUCCAAGAUUUAAGGCAAUGCCACUCGCACCCAACGAUGACGUCGGCGAACCCCUCUUUUUGACGCCAUUUAUUGCAAAUCAAUCGAUCGCAGCAGGCCGCGACGCGGCUCGUGUCAACUAUUCCGCCAUUCCCGCAGACAUCGAAAGCUAUUCGGGAUACCUGACGGUGGAUGAGGCAACAAACUCAAAUCUUUUCUUCUGGUACUUUGCGGCCAAACUGAACCAGAAUGCACCGGUUGUCCUAUGGCUCCAGGGUGGUCCCGGUGCAUCGUCCCUUUACGGAUUGUUCACCGAAAAUGGACCGUUCGCAGUGCGCAACGACUUGAAGCUACAACCACGCAAAUACAGCUGGCACCUGAACCACCAUCUCAUCUACAUCGAUAACCCCGUCGGAACGGGGUUCAGCUUUACCGAUAAGGAUGAGGGCUACUCGACGAACGAGACGCACGUCGGUGCAAAUCUGUACAACGCCCUACAGCAGUUUUUCACCCUGUUUCCUGAUCUGCAACAGCAGCCCUUCUUUGUGACUGGUGAGUCAUAUGGUGGAAAGUACGUCCCAGCUGUGGCGCAUACGAUCCAUCGAAACAAUGGCAAUGCUAAGGUGAAGCUGAACCUGCAGGGUAUCGCCAUCGGAAAUGGAUUGUGCGAUCCGUACCAUCAGCUCGUCUACGGGGAUUAUCUGUAUCAGCUGGGGCUGAUCGAUGGAACAACCCGUGACCAAUUCCACCAGUACGAAGCGAAGGGCCGUGACUGCAUCAGUAAGAAGGACUUCAAGUGUGCUUUUGACGUUUUCGAUGAAUUGAUCAAUGGAGACCAAUAUCCGAGCGGAUCACUGUUCAAAAAUGCUUCAGGCUUCACCACGUACUUCAACUACCUGCAAACCAGUCCGGACCCUGGCGAUGAGUAUAUGGGUAAAUUUCUACAGCUGCCGGAAACACGCCGUGCCAUACAUGUCGGUAAUAACUCGUUCCAUGAUCUCGAGGGAGACAACAAGGUCGAGGAUCAUCUGAAGCUCGAUGUUAUGCAGUCGGUUGUCCCGUAUCUGAAUGAGUUGCUGAACACGUACCGUGUGGUCAUCUACAAUGGUCAGCUAGACAUUAUUGUGGCGUACCCGCUGACUAUGAACUACGUGACAAAGCUCACCUUUCCCGGAAAGGAUGAUUACAAGAAGGCUCCACGGUACAUCUGGCGUGUGGAUGGGGAAAUUGCCGGAUACGCAAAGGAGGCGGGCAAUCUGGUGGAAGUGUUGGUACGCAACGCUGGCCACAUGGUGCCGAAGGAUCGGCCGAAAUGGGCACUCGAUUUAGUGAUGCGUUUGACCCAUGGCAAGAAGUUUGGAAGGAAGUAAAAACAACCUAAUUAAGCGUAAAUCGUUUGCAUUCGUUCAUGCUAAAGCUAAAAAUUCAAUAAAACUAAGCCA